UCUCUCUAGAAAGCGAGAGAAUCUUCUUUUCUCUCAAAAACCUAAGCAGCCUGGAAGAGAGAGAGAUUAGAGAGAGUAAAGAUGUUCUGUAAUAUAACGAAACAAAACAAAUACCUCAAUAAGGUCUCGCUAUGUCCCGAUGCAUAGAGGAGAUAACGAUCCACAAAUAUUCACUCUUUUUUUCAUUUUAAGUGUUUAAAGUUAAAUUCCUUUUUUAUUUAUUUUGUUUUCAUCUUAAGGUACUUCUUCUUCAUCACAGACACAUAACCCAUUCAGACAUCUUUACAGCUUUCUUUUCUUUCUCAUCUGUUCCUUUUAUUUCAGACAAACAAACUGCAACCGACUUCAGUUUAUAAAAAGGGAAUCUUAAAACCCACUUGAGUUAAGGAAUCUCCGAAGAAUCUCUCUCUACCUUAUGGUGCUCCAUUGAUAUUUAGAGAUUAGCUAAAAACCAAUAAAACCAAUGGAAGAUAGUUUUCUUCAAACUCAAAACGCAGUUAUGGACACUGAGUUCAUGGAUGGGUUGCUACUAGAUGGUUGUUGGUUAGAGACAACAGACGGAUCUGAGUUUCUCAACUUACCUCCUUCAACCCCUUUUGAUCCAUCUUCCUUCAUGUGGUCUCCACCAACUCAAGACACGUCUGCUAUCUGCACAUCUGGUGUAGUAUCUCAAACCUACGGUCAAGAUUGUGCAGAUGAGUUUCAGUGGAACAAAAGGUGGUGGAUAGGACCAGGAGGUGGUGGUGGUUCUUCAGUCACCGAGAGAUUAGUCCAAGCAGUUGAACACAUUAAAGACUACACAACAGAGAGAGGCUCACUUAUACAGCUAUGGGUUCCUGUCAACAGAGGCGGCAAGAGAGUUUUGACCACAAAGGAACAGCCUUUCAGCCACGACCCGAUGUGUCAAAGACUUGCAAACUACAGAGAGAUCUCUGUGAACUAUCACUUCUCCGCUGAGCAAGAUGACUCCAAGGCCUUGGCUGGUUUGCCUGGAAGGGUUUUCUUGGGGAAGCUCCCUGAGUGGACUCCUGAUGUUAGGUUCUUCAAGAGCGAGGAGUAUCCGAGGGUCCAGCACGCUCAGGACUGUGAUGUACGUGGGACGCUGGCGAUUCCGGUGUUUGAGCAAGGGAGUAAGAUUUGCUUGGGUGUCAUUGAGGUUGUGAUGACUACUGAGAUGGUUAAACUAAAACCUGAGCUUGAAAGCAUCUGCAGAGCGCUUCAGGCAGUUGAUCUUAGGAGCACUGAACUUCCGGUUCCACCUUCUCUAAAGGGAUGUGACUUAUCCUACAAAGCUGCAUUACCUGAAAUCAGAAACCUCUUGAGAUGUGCUUGUGAGACGCACAAACUCCCUCUAGCUCAGACAUGGGUCUCCUGUCUCCAACAAAACAAAAGCGGCUGCCGUCACAACGACGAGAACUACAUCCACUGCGUGUCAACAAUUGACGACGCUUGCUACCUCGGUGAUCCAACAGUCCGUGAGUUCCAAGAAGCUUGCUCUGAGCAUCACCUCCUGAAAGGCCAAGGAGUAGCAGGACAAGCCUUCUUGACCAACGGUCCUUGCUUCUCACCUGAUGUCUCUAACUACAAGAAGUCCGAGUACCCUCUCUCUCACCACGCUAAUAUGUUCGGUCUGCACGGCGCCGUUGCGAUACGCCUGCGCUGCAUCCACACUGGGGAUGCUGAUUUCGUCUUGGAGUUCUUUUUGCCUAAGGACUGUGAUAAUAUGGAGGAGCAGAGGAGAAUGUUGAACGCUCUUUCGACCAUUAUGGCUCAUGUGCCUAGGAGCUUGAGGACUGUUACGGAUAAGGAGCUGGAAGAAGAGAGUGAAGUGGUGGAAAGGGAGGAGGUAGUGACGCCUAAGAUAGAGAACACAUCGGAGCUACAUCAUAGUAAUCCUCAGAAUCUUGGAUUGGUGUUUGAUGGAGGAGACAAGCUGCCAAGCGAUGGGUUUGGUUUGAAAAGAGGCUAUGACUACACCAGAGAGUCUAACAUCAAUGAGAGCAACACUUUCACCAGUGGUGGUUUUAAUAGUAUGGCUGAGAAGAAGCGUACAAAGGCAGAUAAAACCAUCACUUUGGAUGUUCUUAGACAGUACUUCGCAGGGAGUCUUAAAGAUGCAGCCAAGAGUAUCGGUGUUUGUCCAACGACGUUGAAGAGGAUAUGCAGGCAACAUGGUAUACAAAGAUGGCCAUCAAGAAAGAUCAAGAAAGUGGGACAUUCUCUUCAGAAGAUCCAACGAGUGAUUGAUUCUGUUGAAGGUGUUUCAGGUCCUCUUCCUAUAGGCUCCUUCUACGCAAACUUCCCCAACUUAGCCUCACAGGAGCCAUCACAACAACCUAAGACCUCACCUCCUCCUCCUCCUCCGCCACCAUUGCAGCUUUCGAAGUCACCUGUUUCUCAAUACAGUCACAGUUCAAGCUCUAGCCAGUGCUGUUCCAGCGAAACACAACUAAACAGCAGCGCAACAGCUCAUCCUUCUCAAGGUGAUACUUUCAAGAAGGUGAGCAGCGAAGUCGAUCUUCAAAGCUCAGUUUUGACUCUCUCUAGUUUAGAAAACAUCCCUCAAGGUCAAGGCACACACUUGUUGUCGUCAUCAUCUCAAGAUGAUGACUCUCUGAGGAUUAAAGUUAGCUACGGAGAAGAGAACAUCAGGUUCAGGAUGAAGAACUCACGCAGGCUAAGUGAUCUACAGUGGGAGAUAGGGAAGAGGUUUAGCAUAGAGGAUAUGAGCAGGUAUGAUCUUAAGUACUUAGACGAAGACAAUGAAUGGGUUUUGUUGACUUGUGAUGAAGAUGUGGAAGAGUGUGUAGAUGUUUGCAGAACCACACCGAGUCAUACCAUUAAGCUUCUGCUUCAUGCUUCUUCUCAUCAUUUCCCUGAACGGUCUUCACCUACAGGUUACACUCUAUGGCAAUGACUAUAAAUCAGAGAAUGAAAGAAAGAAAGAAGAGUUUAUAGGACAUGGCACAAAAGCUUUAUAACUUUGUGUUGUGUUAUAAAUGUUCAUAAAUUUUUAAUGCUGUGCUUCUUUUUUUUGUUAUGAAAGCAUUAUUAGUAGAUGCUUUGUGUUUUGUUUUAUAAAACGCAGCAGAGAGAAGAACAUGUAAUGAUGUAAAGAUCCUUUCUUACUAAGAUACUGAAGAUGUUCUUUUUGGUUCUUCUGUAAUUUCUUUGUUAAAUGUAGAUAUAUA
This is a messenger RNA of Brassica rapa (field mustard), 3191 nucleotides long. RefSeq names its product protein NLP4. Lineage: Eukaryota; Viridiplantae; Streptophyta; Magnoliopsida; Brassicales; Brassicaceae. The record is from RefSeq and is a predicted model, not a curated record. Gene Ontology annotation, molecular function: protein binding; DNA-binding transcription factor activity.